CGUCUAUGAACAUAAUUUGACGUUGACAGUUGUCAAAAAGACCGAUAAAAAUAUGCAGAUUUGAAGGAGAAAAAAGAGUUUCAAGUUAUUUUAACUAUUUAUACGUAUUCAAAAAUGAAACUGAAGAUAAUUUUCGCUUUUUUUGGUGCUGCAUGCAUUCUAAGUAUUUUCGCGUUGCUAUUGUUGUCCAAAAAAUUAUCUGUUGCUGAUGAAUACAUGGCUGAACAAGAUUUUAAGGCGAACGAAUGGGUCCGAAUAAACGACCACCAAGAAAUUAAUAUUGCAACUCCAAUUCGUCCAAAACCGCCAAUUCCACGGAAAAAACAUCAUAACUCAUCUAUAUCACACAUGAUUUACCCAUUAACAUGUCCAAUAUUAGUUGAUUACAUUCCUCAAUCAACAAUUCAAAUGUUGGAUGUUUAUAAUGAUUUAAAAUUUGACAAUCCUGAUGGAGGUGUAUGGAAACAAGGUUGGAAAAUUGAAGUUGAUGAUAAAAUGUGGAAUGCUCAUCAUAAAUUAAAAGUGUUUGUCGUUCCACAUUCGCAUAAUGAUCCUGGCUGGGUAAAAACGUUUGAUGAGUAUUAUGAAACGGAAACAAAGCACAUUUUGGAUAAUAUGGUUGAUAAGUUACAAGAGGAUUCUAGGAGGAAAUUUAUUUGGGCAGAAAUAUCAUUUUUUGCAAUGUGGUGGAGUGAAUUGGACCAAGAAUCAAGAAAGAUUGUGAAAAAUUUAUUACAUAAAGGACAAUUAGAAAUUGUAACAGGAGGAUGGGUGAUGAAUGAUGAAGCAAAUUCCCAUUGGAUAGCAACAUUACACCAAUUAACAGAGGGUCAUUUGUGGUUAAAAAAGAAUUUAAAUUACACCCCCUUAAAUGGUUGGGCAAUUGAUCCCUUUGGGAUGAGUCCAACACAAGCUGUCUUUUUAAAAGAAAUGGGGUUAAAAAAUAUGUUAAUCCAACGAGUACAUUAUUCAAUUAAAAAAGAAUUAUCAAGUAAAAAACAACUAGAAUUUUUUUGGAGGCAAUUAUGGGAUGGAAAUGGUGUUACAGAUAUGUUCACUCAUAUGAUGCCAUUUUAUUCUUACGAUAUCCCACACACAUGUGGCCCAGAUCCAAAAAUAUGUUGUCAAUUUGAUUUCAAACGUUUACCUGGAUUUGGGUUACAUUGUCCGUGGAAAGUACCCCCAGAAGAAAUUAAUGAUCGAAAUGUUGAGGAAAAAGCAAUUAAGUUAUUAGAUCAAUAUCGAAAAAAAUCGACUUUGUAUAAAACAAACGUUUUAUUAAUACCUUUAGGUGAUGAUUUUCGAUACACACAAAGAAAUGAGUGGGAUGUUCAAUUUAAAAAUUAUCAACACCUUUUUGAUUAUAUUAAUUCUAAAGUUCAUUUAAAUGCUCACGUAAAAUUCGGAACUUUAAAUGAUUAUUUUAAUGGUUUACAUGAAGAGAAUGAUGAUUCAAUUUUUCCAAGUUUAUCUGGCGACUUUUUCACUUACGCAGAUCGUGAUGAUCAUUAUUGGAGUGGAUAUUAUACAUCGAGGCCACUUUAUAAACGUUUAGAUCGAGUUUUAAUAGGUUAUAUUAAAGCAGCAGAAACUUUAUCUUUCAUUGCGAUGUUAAAAAAUAAAUUGAUUAACUAUGAUUUUGUUGAAAACUAUUUAACGAAUUCUCGGCAAUCUCUAGGAUUAUUUCAACAUCACGAUGGCAUAACUGGAACCGCGAAAGAUUACGUAAUGGAAGAUUAUGGAAUAAGAAUGCUGGAGGCGAUUCAAAAUUGUCAAAUGAUUUUACAAAUUUGCACAAAAAUUUUGUUAUCCAAAGAAAAUAUUGACAAUUUAAAUACUCAAUUAACUUAUUUUAAUAUUGAUGAUAUAAGAACAUCUCUUGAAAAUCUUCCUGAACAAUAUACAAUUACAAUAGGAAAAGAAUUAAGAACAAAAAGGAUUGUUUUAUAUAACUCAUUAACUUUUUCAAGAAAAGAAAUUGUUACAUUUAUCGUUUCAACGCCAUAUAUUCAAUUAACUAAUCAUAGAAAUGAAAUCGUCGAAUGUCAAAUUUCACCAAUUUUUGAAUAUUCAUCAACGAUUUCAACAACAAAAUAUUUAAUAUCAUUUAGCGUCGAAAUACCGCCUAUAUCACUUCUUGGCUACACCAUAACCGUAGUUGAUCAAAUUAAUGUUCCCCCAGAAACAAAUUUUGCUAAAAUCACUUUAUUAAAUUCAAAUCUUGAUGAUGACGAAGAAAAUAACAUCUUUGGAAAAAUUGAGUCGAUAAAAAAUUCAAGAGAAUUUACGAUUAAAAAUGAACAAAUUUUAGCAAGUUUUAACAAUUUAGGUUUAUUAAAAGCGAUUAAAGUUAAAGAAAAAACGUAUCCCGUUCAUUUGGAUUUCGCAUCAUAUGGGGCGAUUAAAAGACCAGAAAGGAGUGGAGCAUACUUAUUUUUACCUGAUAAGGAAGCAGUUCCUAUAAAAGUUGAGGCAACGUUAAUAAGAAUUGUUGAAGGUCCUAUUUUGUCUUCAGUGAGAGUUCAAGUUCCGUUUGUUGAUCAUGCUGUGUACUUGUUUAAUUCUGAAGGUGCUGAUGGUAUUGGUUUAGAAAUCCACAACACUGUUAACAUAAAAUCAACGAACAAUUUCGAGUUGGCAAUGAGAUUAUCAACAAACAUUAAAAACGGGGAUGAUUUCUUUACUGAUCUUAACGGACAUGAAAUUAUUAGAAGAAAACGUUUUAAAAAGCUCCCACUUCAAGCGAAUUAUUACCCAGUUCCAACAACAUUAUUUAUAGAAGAUAAAUAUUCAAGGUUAACUCUUUUAUCAUCAACCCCACUUGGUGGAUCAUCUCUUAAAGAAGGAAUGAUUGAAGUGAUGUUGGAUAGGAGAUUAAAUCAAGAUGAUAAUUUAGGUCUUGGGCAAGGUGUUUUAGAUAAUCGAGUGAUUCGACAAACGUUUCGAAUCGUUUUAGAGCCAAUUAAUAAUCCGAAUUGUCAAACGACUAUUGAUGGACAUCCAUCAGGUUUUCGUACUUUAGCUUCUUACGUUGCUCUAGAAACCUUAUUAAAUCCUUUAAUUCGAAUGUUAAAAUUUGAUGAUAUUGAUGAUUUGGAGUCAAAUCAACAUUUUAGUUAUAUCCCAGAAAAUCAAAAUGACAUUUUAAAUCAAUUUGUUGGGUUUGGUGUUGAUAUUUCCGUUCCAAUUGUUCGGACGGGAUUAAAAGAUGUUGGAUAUGUUGACUUGGUCGGUUUGGUUUUACACAGAACGAUGCUUGAUUUGUGUUAUAGUAAUGGGGUUCAAUUAGAACGUUUUCCUUUAAGUAAUGGUACAAUUCGAUUACAAAAUUUGUUCCCAAUCGAUGAAUACAAACAAAUUGAAAAAACAACUUUGUCGUUUAUGAAAAGAUUAGGUGAAUUUAGAAAAAGUGGUGAGAUUGAAUUGUGUCCGAUGGAAACGCAAGCGUUUUUAUUGGAAAGUUGAGUAAAGUAUGGGUGAUAUUUGAAUUUUUUUUAUUGUUAAAUAAAAAAAAUUGAUGUAAAUAGCUAAAUUUUAUAAUUUUUUGUUACUAUUAUCUUUACGAGCGGCUAUGUGCAUUAAAUAUAAGUAGGUUUUUAAAAUAAUAUUCCUAAGCUUAGAAUCACAGACUGGUUUUUAGCAAAAAUUAAUAAAAUUAAAUUUAUCAAAUA
Molecule: messenger RNA, 3671 nt
Organism: Onthophagus taurus
Lineage: Eukaryota; Metazoa; Arthropoda; Insecta; Coleoptera; Scarabaeidae
Gene: alpha-Man-IIa
Product: alpha-mannosidase 2
Biological process (GO): N-glycan processing; mannose metabolic process; protein deglycosylation
Cellular component (GO): Golgi membrane
Molecular function (GO): carbohydrate binding; alpha-mannosidase activity
Source: RefSeq, a predicted model, not a curated record